CGGCUGUGGCUGUGGCGCUGGUAGGUGGUGAAUGGAGCGGAAUGGAGGUGGAUAGUGUUGCAGCUGUAAUGAUGGGUUACCACUGCAGGUAAAGGAUGAAAACAUCCGUCCGCGCCCGAGAGUGCGGAGUCAGCGCGCCGAGCUCGAGGAACUGAGUGAAUGAAUGUGUGUGAGAAAGUGUGUGUGAGUUUUAACGAGUGGCUGUGAGGAAUAUGGGACCAAUAUUAUGGCCAAAAGGGAACAGGUUUCUGGCUCCAGUGACCCGUUCGAGUGCUGACCGCUGGAGCGUGUCCUGACCUACCUGUCCUCCCCUUCUUCUCUCGUCGCAGACCCGCGCCUCUUCCCCUGCCUUUCGACUUCAUGAAGAUUCGUCUCAUCGGUGAUGUGAUGAAUAAAUUUGAGGUCCUUGGGAUUGUAGGAGAGGGAGCCUAUGGGGUGGUUCUAAAAUGCAGGCACAAGGAGACUAAAGAGCUUGUGGCCAUUAAGAAGUUUAAGGACAGUGAAGAGAAUGAAGAGGUGAAGGAGACCACGCUGCGUGAGCUAAAAAUGCUCCGCACGCUAAAGCAGGAGAACAUAGUGGAGCUGAAGGAGGCCUUUCGCCGCCGGGGAAAACUCUACCUGGUGUUUGAAUAUGUGGAGAAGAACAUGCUGGAGUUAUUGGAGGAAAUGCCCAAUGGAGCGACACCUGAAAAAGUCAGAAACUAUAUUUACCAGCUUAUCAAAGCUAUUCACUGGUGCCAUAAGAACGAGAUAGUACACAGAGAUAUCAAGCCUGAAAACCUCCUCAUCAGCUCCAACGACAUCCUCAAGCUGUGUGAUUUCGGCUUUGCCCGGAAUCUCUCAGAGGGCAGUGAUGCCAACUACACUGAAUACGUGGCCACCAGGUGGUAUCGCUCUCCUGAGCUGCUUCUUGGGGCCCCGUAUGGGAAGGCUGUGGACAUGUGGUCAGUAGGGUGUAUUCUGGGCGAGCUGAGCGAUGGACAGCCUUUGUUUCCGGGAGAGAGUGAGAUUGACCAGCUCUUCACCAUUCAGAAAGUGUUGGGGCCUUUACCGCCAGAGCAGAUGAAGCUUUUCUACAGCAACCCCCGUUUUGCAGGCCUGAGGUUCCCCACCGUCAGUCACCCUCAGACUCUGGAGAGGAGAUACCUGGGCAUCCUCAAUGGCCUCAUGUUGGAUCUGAUGAAGAACCUGCUGUUGUUGAACCCUUCAGAGCGCUUUCUGACUGAGCAGUGUUUGAACCACCACGUGUUCCAGGCACUGCGAGUGCUAGAGCGGCCAGCACCCCCCUCUCCUACUCCACCACGUACCUCCAAAAGAAAACCCUACCAUGGGGACAACACCAUCCCCAGCCGUAGUAAGAGCUCCAGUCAUCGUCGCUCAAACAGCAAAGACUGUUCUUCGCUGCCACGUCACGAGGACCUGCACCGCAGCACCGACAGUUUCCUGAACGGAGGCGGUGGUCCCAUGACAACCAGCUUGAGCCCCACUCUGCACCCCAAGAGCUACCAGAGCCAGACCCUGAACCGCUCUGUCUCCUGCAGCAAAGAUCUGGCCAACAGUAACCUGCCCCACCUCCUCAGCCCCAAAGAGCCCAAAGGCAAGACUGAGUUCGACUUUCCCCUCGGGCCCAAAGCUGGGGUCUCUGCUGGGGUUGACAGCUCCACCGGCAAGUACAUGAAAUCAUCUAAAAACAGCCGCCACUCGUCCUUCCUGGAGGGCAAGACCAGUACACUGCAAUCAGGAGACAAGCAUGGGCGCCACAGCCAGAACUACAUGGAGAGCUCACAUGGCUCCAUGCCAUCCUCGUCGUCCUCCAAGAGUGCCUCAUCGUUCCUCAGCCUGUCUAAGAGCCAUGGCGCGCUGAACGACGCCAAGUCCAUCGGCAGCUUGGCCGAGUCGCGCCUCCACCUGGAUGAGCCUGUGUCUGGUUCGGGUUCAGGAUCGGGUUCCGGCUCUGGAUCCCGCUACUUCCCAGCAAGCUGCUUGGAUCUGAACGCAGCUCCAGGCAGCCCACGGGGAGAACGGCACUCAGGCUCAGAGCGGCAGGGCCACAGCCCAGCGGGGAGGGGCAACACACGGCUGGAGGGUGGCACCCUGGACUCGCGGCGCUCUUCAGGCCGUAAGAAGACUCCAGAUGAGCCGAAGGCCCCAGACACACUGGACCCGGCCAGGGCUGCUGCUGCCGCCGGUGCCCAUACGCUUUCGGCACCGCACGAGUCCUUCCCUUACGGCCUGGGCUACACAAGCCCCUUUUCGUCUCAGCAGCGCCCCCACAGGCACUCAAUGUAUGUGCGGCGAGAGCGACACCGGACCCAUGGACAGGAGGCCCUUGCUGUGGGUCAGGGUGUCCCGACGCGGGCCAGCAGCCUCCAGAUGCUCUCCCCACAGCUUCCCCACCGCACGUUACCUCGCCACCCCACUAGCUCGUCCAGAGAGGAACUAAAUCAGGAUCUCAGCAGGAGCGAACAGUCUCCCAAAGAGAAGCCUCACUCUCACGGCCCGAUUAAAGACUCGACGAGGGACAACACUGCUUCCUUCCACUCACAGCGCCCUAAAAACGAGGUGGGGAUGUAUCACGACCCACACGUGGAGGAUGGAAACUCGUCCAAAGAGAACAGGAUUAUCUACAGCGACUCUAUGCCUCGGAGAGUGGGCAGCUUCUACAGAGUUCCGUCACCACGGCCAGACAACUUCCACGACAGCGGAGGCCAGAGCAGAGUGCCGACUGUAGCAGCAGACAGCGUCGCUCUGACCAACCACUCCAAACGCCAGACCAACUUUGACCCCUGGAAUAACACAGAAGCAAUGGCCAUGAACCCACCCGAGGUUCCGAAACAGAAGGAAAAACAGGGUUUCUUCAGAGCAAUAAAGAAGAAAAAGAAAAAGUCGCAACCAACGGAGGGCUGCGAGGGAAGGAACCCGAGCAUCAAGAAAAGCCUUUUCCCCCUCUUUAACUCAAAGAAUAGCUUAAAGCAUAACUCCUCUGUGCUUCCUGUCCUUACUCAGCCCAUGGUUCCAGUUGAGGGCCAGCAGGACCAGCUGGUUCUCCAGAGACCGGUUAAAUCCUCUUCUCAUCACAGCAGCCGCCACCGGAACCGAGACAGGGACCGGGAGCGGGAUAGAGACAGGGAUAGAGACAGGAAUCGAGACAGAGGCCGGGACCGAGACAGGGAGAGAGACCGAGACAAUACCUGGCCUACAGAGAAACAUGCAGAUGUUCAACCUCAGAACCAGCCUCUGAAGUCUCUGCGUAAGCUGCUGCAUCUCUCCUCGCCUCCCUCUUCCUCUCCGGCAAGCCAGCCUCCUCCCCCUCCUCCGGACCGUUCCUCCGAACUGCGCUUCCAGCCGCUUCCAAACCCUCCCCCCAAAAUACCUCCGAACAUGCCUGACGCCCGGGGGCUUCCGGUGGGUAGCCUCACUCCCAACACCAAGAGCCGCAAGCCCCACAACUACCCUCUGCCGGGGCAGAUCGAGUCCACCUGGCACGCCUCGGCUCUGACCCGUGCCGAAGGGGCCCCCUACCCCGACCAAAUGGCCAGCAAAGGCGGGCAGAACGGCAUCGGCUUUGCCAGGCCCCCUCGCGCCCGUAUGCCAAACCUUAACGACCUGAAAGAAACGGCUUUGUAGGGAAACAGGCCAUCCCCUUCUUUUCAUCAGGCUACCCGGGGGGGGAUGCUAAACCAUACCUACCGCUCACGCACAGCGAUACGCCAUGCUACUCCUCUGACCAGACAGAAGGUGGCAGUAGUCAUGUCGCAAAGUUUGGGUUUUUUGAUUUAUUUUAUUUUUUUGUUUGUUUGUUUUUUUGUUUUUUAAGCAUCCACAUUUGAUAGAAUUUGUAUUAUCGUUCAUGACUUCUGGGUUCUGAGUUUUUCCGUUGGAUAUCUUAUCGACAAUAAUGAGAUGUAUCUACGUAUUUGUACAUUUAUUGGUGGGGGAAACGAAAUCUGUGGAAUAGUAAAAGCUUUAGUUUAUACACCAGAGAAUGUAUAAAUACUCUUAUGUGUAAUAAUUCUAUAUUUCAUGGAGAUUAUUUAAUUAAUUAUGAGUGUCUUAAUAUUUACAUUGUACAGAGUGCAUUUUAUUGUUGUAACAAACAGUACAUAUUGUUAGGAUUAUUACUAUUAAUCUUAUUAUUAUUAUUAUCAUUAUUAUUAUUGUUUUAUUUCAUUGGACAUUAUUUAGUUCUAUUAUUAAUUAUAAAUUCUCAAUCUGGAGGUGUAGACCUCUUAUUCCUCUAACCUCUAGCAUUCUGCAGGUUAAGGUUUGAAACCCUGGGAUGAUCUAACUCUCCUUGACCACAGCUAACUAGCUAAGCUAAACUAUCAGAGAGCAUUAUUAUUAGUAUUAGUAUUAAUAUUAUUAUCCCCAAUGUUGAUUGGUUUUGUUUCUCAUGAAAUUAAUCUCUUCAGCCCUAUCUGGAUGGGAUUAGUUUCUCAGGGGGAUGUCUAUGAAAAAUAUUUCACACAUCUAACCAGUUAUAAAACGCUUUCAUUCUGACUGCAAUUUAAAAAACAAUAGGAACAGUGAAUUUUUUCUUGUUCACAUGACAUGGCGUUUAGUGGCUCCUCCAUUUCUACCUGCCGUUGUGUUUGCGUGGAUCUCCGUGGAAACGCGCACCCAAAGUGUAAUUUAGGGGUGUAGCAGUGGACAAGUAGCUAUUUUAUUAAACGCGAGGAGACGACACUUAGAGAUGUGCAUCUGGACAGGGCUAAAAUUACCACACAGUGAAAAACAAUAGAUAAUUCAGCCUGUCAUUUUCUCAGAGGACAUGGUCGUUCCGGAUGGGAAUAAAAUCACAGAGGACCCCCCCAAUAAAAGAGAAAAUUACCCCAGGACCCCCCCUGAGAAACUAAUCUUGUCCAGAUAGGGCUUUAGAUUUCUAGGUUUCUUGGAUUUAGAUGGUUGCAGAAGAUGGUUGCAAGUGGUUUGAGUAUGUCCCCUAAAACAAAACAUUAACCACAGUCUGAUUGGCUGGAGAGGCUGAUAUUGUACAGUAGAAGGAGCAGCCAGCAGGUAAAAUACGGGCUCAGUCCUGCAGGCUUAGUUCAGUUCGAGUGUGUGUGUGUGAGUGAACAGGGAGAUGUAGGUUCUCUGUCAGUAAUGUAUUUCAGGCUGGUGAGUGACCUGGCAACCCCCACCCCAGGGCAACCCCCCAGGGAUUCACUAAACGACUCUUCAUUCCAGACCCCAUCAGCUGAUGGCAGGUGUGACUUUGCCUUCGGCUCCACGCGCUGAUUCACAUGCAGCACCAUGCAGGGGCCACCUCAGAUGGUCCAGAAGGAGCUAAUGUACCAGUAUGACUUUGUACGCUUAACUUAAGGAUGGUAGCUAGCUGUUCUAGCUGUUCACGUGAAUGUAGUGUGUGUGUUUUCUUUAAGGUCUUAAAGUAGUACUCUAGUGUUUUUCCAAACUACAGUAUCAGCCAUGUCUGUAUCAUACCAUUGAUUAGACGGAUCAGUUUAAAAGCAUUUCACUGUACCAAAAAAUACAUUUUUGAGUACAUUUUGAAUUUAAAAGGGCAAUAAACCACCUGAUUUUUGCUGACUCUGCUCUUAGCCUAAAUUAGAAAAAGGCUAAAAACCUGGAGGGGUAGUUUGGGAGGGGCACUGGGUGAUGUUUGGGUUUAGAGGCUGGGCAGAAGGGAGAGCUGAUUGGCUGAACUGCAACAGCAGCAGUGUGUCUCUGAUAGUGGCAAGACGCAAAUGGCUGAACGUCAGCAGAGGGGUAGUAUUGUAAACUGACUGAUCUGCAUAUUGUGAUGUUGUGUCUGCGUACAAAAAGUAAAGUCCACAGACACGUCAUCCUCGCCUAUAGCAGAGUUGACCUGAGAGGGCGCUGCAGAGGCAGAAAUUAAGGCAGUAAUAGUGUUUUUAAAGGUUAGGAAAUGUUUAGAAAAUUUUAAGCAGGUAUUUUUUUAUUACUUCAGAUAAACACAUAUCAGCUAUUAAUGAAAAACAAAUAUGGUUUAGGGUUUUGUGGCUCUUUAAGAGCCUCAAAAUAGAUGCUAUUUGGCAGUUGUUGAGUACAGUCCAAUGAAAAACAAGUAUCUCCAAAAUGGCAACUUUACAGGAUAGAGAUAAAAUCUUUAACCUUCAAUGGUCCGUCAACCGUCAAUGUAAAAAGAGUUUAUUUCAGGGAAUUCCUAUUGUUUCAUUCAACACAGCCACUUUGACACAUUAUGAGGGGCAGUUUGUGUGUUCAAGUUAUGUAGUAACUAAAAGUCCACAAAAAUGAAGAUACUUGUUUUUCAUUGGACAAUAUCGAUAUUUUUGUAAAUUUUAUCUGAAAUGGGAUUUAUUUGGAAAGAAUUAGGUGGGGAGAUGGAGUAAUGUAAUUUUACCACAGAACUAAUUUUACUUUAGACCUUUAGUCAUGAGGUAUAAUUUGAGUUUUAAGCCACUUCUUAAUGACAUGCUUUACACAUGCAUUUCUGGACAAGCUGGGAGAUACAGAACAAGUAUCCGAAAGUGAAAACAGUCUACAGUAAAAAUGCAAAGUUUGUCAUUUUACAUAAAUGGAGUAUCACAAUGAUACAGCCAUUCAGCAAGUUUACAGCCAUUUUUGCCUUGGUGAUAGCAUUAUUGGAAUUACAGUGUCAUUUCCAGCGUGUGUGCUGGUUAAUAGUCCAUAUUAAAAAAAAACAUUAGCAAAUUUUAAGUACCUGCUAAUGUUUGUUUGUGUUGUUUUCUCUUGUAAGUUGGUGCUUUGGCGAACAUAUGCAGUUUUUUUUGUUUGACUUUAGCUGCAAGCUUCAGUUCUUAUUUAUCAUCCAGUUUAUUCCACUGCUGUGACUGGCAACAAACUAUGGACAAAUUGAACUCUUGGCGAAACAUUUUGCUGAGAGCGGCGGUACACUUCCUUCAUCCAUCUCCUAUCAUAAUCAUAAAUGCAGCAUUACAAUUAAGGAGCUAAGAAGAGACAGACUUGAAGGGAGUGCUCAACAAAAGCUGCUUUUUUGUGCUGGAGUUAUGUUGAGCUUCCCUAAAUUGACUUUCUCUAAGGUUUCCUGGCACUAAUGUAUGAUGAAGCAGAAAACUCUUAAACCCAUUCAGAUAGAAAUGCACUGUUCAGAGUUUUUGGGGCAGAGUUUGAUUGCCGAUCGCCUUUCAUAUCGAUCAAGCGAUUGCCGAUACCGAAUUCGUGCCGGUCUUAAUGCCACAUUAAUGCCACACAGGUGCCAGGCAAACCUGGUGCAGAUUCCCCUUAAUUGCAGCCACACCUAAGCAAACACUGGAAAUUUACGAGAGUGAAUGAACAAAAUAGUUUUACUGACCAAAAUAAACGCUUUACAUGAGAGAUAAAUGUGUAAGUAGUUAAAAGACGCCAGAAUUUGUAUAAGACGCAAAUAAUGCAGUAAUGGGUAUCCCAACAUCGACUGCCUCACAGGAGUCAGCUUAUUCCUAAAAUAGCCCAUAUUUACUGUUAAAUGUAUAUAACUAACUUAUCAUUAUAAUGUGGCACUUAAUCUAAGCUUUCUGUACUGAUUUCUGCCCCGAUAACCUCCAAUUGCCUUUAAAAGUCUUCAGUAGUCAACAGUCCUGCCUGGUGGCCGUGUUUAUAGUUAUAAACACUCAGAGUGAGCAGUGCGCUGAUUAACCAAUGUGCUUUUAAUUUUAGUCAUCCAGAGCUGUGGCUUUCGCAGUGCGUCCAGUACGGAGUCCAGGAGCUCUCAUGUGCUCACAGAGAACUGCAGUGUGGAGCUCAGGGUGGAAAUAAACAAAAACUUCUGCAUAUCCAGCUUUAAAAACAGUCAGAACUAUAGUCCUCUAGCUCCGUAAAUCUUCCUGCUGCUGUUAGCUUGUGAGCUAACUAGCUCCGUGACUCCUGCUGCUGUUAGCUUGUGAGCUAAAUAUCUCUGUGACUCCUGCUGCUGUUAGCUUGUGAGCAAGCUAGCUCUGUGACUCCUGCUGCUGUUAGCUUGAUAGCCAACUAGCUCCGUGACUCCUGCUGCUGUUAGCUUGUGAGCUAGCUAGCUCUGUGACUCCUGCUGCUGUUAGCUUGUGAGCUAGCUAGCUCUGUGACUCCUGCUGCUGUUAGCUUGUGAGCUAACUAGCUCUGCGACUCCUGCUGUUGUUAGCUUGUGAGCUAGCUAGCUCUGUGACUCCUGCUGCUGUUAGCUUGUGAGCUAACAAAAAGUGUUCUUUUCUAAGUUCCGCCAUAGAAGUGUCAAAAUGAUCAGUGUCAGUAUGAUACAGAUAUGUAUAGACUUGUUGGAAAACACUGCAGUACCUUUAAGUGUAGGAUUAACUGGUGGUUUAGAUUUUCAGUGUUGAGAAUGCUGACGAUUUUCCUCAGAUACACAAUCAGGUAGUAGUGAUAGGAAGUUAUUCAGAAGAUAAAAAAGCACAGCUUUAUUAAAGGUGUAUAAGAACUGAUGUAAUUUUUUUACACUGAGCUGGAGAAUUGUUUAAUAUCCGAGCUACAGAAAGGUUAACAUAUUUAUAUUUCUAUAUCGUACUCAGCACAUUUAUUUUAACAUUACAUAACACUGUAGUAUUUGGCUUAGAGAAUGUUCUAUAGAUGUAUAUGAGAUGGAUAUUUAGAAUAUAAGGGAAAAGGAGAGUGAAUGUAAAAAGUGAGCAUAAUCAUCGUACACUGACUAAAAGUAUCGGCUUCCAACAAUUUUUUUUUAAUUCACUGCUAAAUGUUUUUUUCUUUGAAUGUAACUUCUGACACCAAUAUUAUGUUAUCAUGGGGAAAGAAAACUAUAAUUAUUUAUUACUACAUUCUCAACAUUUUAAAGCUCCAAUUUUACAAUGUUAACUUAAUAUUUUUUCUUUCCUUCUUUUCGCUUAAUUUAAAGAAGACAUAUUUGUUUCCUUUUUGAAGUAUUGUUUCUCAAUGGUGCACUUUAAACAGGUAUUUUCACACAAGUGUUUUGUGCCGAUAUGGUGUUUUAUAAACAGCAAUGAAAACUUUCUGUCUAUCUUAACCACUUUCAAGCGAACCGGACUGUACGUGGAUUUUUCUUCAUGAAAAACUGUGCGUCAUCAGGACAGCGAGAGUUAUGUGCGAUGUUGAAAACGUGCAGUAAAGGUUUUGUACAUUGAAAUCACUACCAUAUAUUAUUUGUUAUUUUAAUUUAACACAAGACAAACUGAUACUGUUUACAUUCCAUUGUUUUUCCGCCCACGCCGUCACAACAUUCAUUGUCUUCUAUCAUCACAUUUUUUCACCAACAGUCAGAGCUACAUUAGAAAGCACCUUUCUUGCACAUGUUAAAGUCCAUAUAGAAGCAUUUAUUAGAAUUCAAAUCUCAGACCCUGUUUACACCUGGUGACCCACUGUGAAUAGUAUCUGGAUUGUGUCCUGGUCACAUUUUAACCACAUGCAUUUACACUUGGUAGUCAAGAACUGAAUACGCAAAUUGCUGGGAGAAGUUUCAGUUGUCAAAUGUGUCUGGAAGUAAUGUAUGUGUUUACACUGCUGUAACAUGGCUCAAGUGUGUCUCAGACCACCAAGUGCAAGGAUGGCACCAAAAAUCAGGCUCAUGAAAAAUCAUUAUAAUAAUAGUAGUCAUAAUAGUGACAUAUUUAAAAUAAAAAUAUGUAAAUAAUGUUAAUAGAUAUAAGCAAUGCAAGACAAAGCUGAAUCUGUGCAGAAAUUUUAAUGUGUGUCUAAACCGUCUUUUACGGUAGCCCCGUGCACAGUGGAGCUGGGGUGAAGCUGCUCACUCUCUCUCGCUCAUACAUAAAUCAUACAAAAAUAAGAAACCACUUAAAAAUGAUGAGUUUCUUUGAUUUUAUCACAUUGGAAACCUCUGAAAUAUAAUCAAAACUUUAUUCAUUAUUUGAGGUCAAAAAGUUAAGCCAUUUCUCAUUUUCUGCAAAUAAAUGCUUUGAAUGACAAUUUUUUAUUUGGAAUUUGGGAGAAAUGUUGUCCGUAGUUUAUAGAAUAAAACAACAAUGUUCAUUUUACUCAAACAUAUACCUAGAAAUAGCAAAAUCAGAGAAACUGAUUCAUUAUUUUUUUUUUCGACAAUCCUGACAACAGUUAUUUACAGGACGAAAAUGAAAAUGUGAAAAAAGUUAAUUUUGUGUAAACAGAAUCUGGUCAAAGUGCAUCUAUAUACAAUCCAGAUACAAAACACAUGUUAAUGCCAUGUGUGAACAGGCCUGAAAUCUUAAGAGCUGAAAUCUAGCCCUAUGUAGUAGUGAUUUUAGGUCCGCUGCUAUCUAACUGCCAUUCAAUAUAACAAGUGAGUUUGUUUUGUUUUACUUUUUGUAUUUUUCUUUACAGGUAUAUAAUAAUCAUUUUAUUAUUUAAUAUUAUACGUGUAGCUUCUUGUGCUUAUUCUUAAUUUCAGUUACAUUCCUCAGUGUCUUCUUUUUGUGCCUGUACUGAUUGUGCAUCUCUCUGUUCUGUAUUGAAUUAACUCAAUGACCUGCCUUGGCACAGUGCAGACUGGCAGCGUGUGCCACCACAAUGCCAAGUAAUUUUUGCAUUAGCCAGUCAUUGGCACCUUCAGAGCUGAACAGUUUGAGGACUGGCGGGCUGCAAGGAUGCGUUGUCCCUGAAUGCUGAUUUACAACCUGCCACCCUGACCCAAAUCUGAGCAGAUCCUUAAUGUUGUAUUCCCCUGCUCUGUGCUGGACAGGAAUAGCUAUACAUAAUGCAGGAUAAGCUUAAAAUGUGAGCAGGACAUUUCCAUAUUGCUAAACAUAUUAUGAUUAAAGUACAGUUUACAGCUUGGGUACAUUUUAUGGCAUUUGCUUGGCAAAUAAAUUGGCCUUUAGUGUUAGUGAGAGUGUUGCAAUGUUCUGGUAAAAGUGGAUCAGACACAGCAGUGCUGCUGGAGUUUUAAACACCUCAGUGUCACGGCUAAACUGAGAUUAGUCCACCAACAGCUGCGACAGGUCACCUGACUUUACAUCUUCAAGGUGGAGGAGCUCUAGGUAGGAGUGUGUAAUAGAGAAGACAAUGAGUGGACACAGUGUUUGAAAACUCCAGCAGCACUGCUGUUUCUCAUCCACUUAUGUUGUACCAGUACAUUGCAGCGCACACUAAAUGCCUGCUGGGUCCUUCAAAUAAAUAACUGGGGGAACCUUCCUCCAGAAUUUGAAAUGGGGAGUCGUACAUAAAUUAUGCAAUUUGGUCUCAGGUCAGUAGACUUUUCAUACUUCCACCAGCAUCUCAACAAGCCUGAAAGUAAACAAUGGCAAUUAUGAGGGAACAUUUUUCAUAAUUUGCGCAAUGCAAACUGACUCUUUGUGCAUUUUAUUCGUUAUUAGCUAUUUUUAAUAUCCUAAGGGAAAAGGGAGCUUUUCCUUGUUCUAAUGGUCAUCCCAUAAAGCUGUUGACCCCUAAAGCUGUUGACCUGCAAGGCUGAUGGCUUUAAAAUCAGCCUCGUCCACGUAUUCAAGUUCAAAUUCAAGUCCAACAGCAACUGCCAUUCCUGCCAUUUCACAGUUCGAGCAGCAACUGUAAACUGAAUAAUGUUCUCUCUUAGCCUCAGCAUGUCCAAAUGCCUUCUGGGAAGUUAUUCACUAAAUGAGGAAAAAUAUAUGUGAAUCUGUGAAUGUAAUCUGUCUGGUUCUGCUACUACAAAUAGGGACCAACACACUUUUUCUUUUUUUUUCCCUUUCCAUUAAAGUUUGUGUCCACUCUUUUUUGUUUCUUUGUUUGUUGGUUUGUUUUUGUUUCCUUGUCCACUUCAUACUUAUGAACUUAUCUGAUUCCUCUGUGCCAACUUUUCAUGGAAGCUCCUCUAUAAGCCAGGACAUUUCCAAACGUUUAUCAGCGAUUAUAGGGGUCCAGGCGCAUUUUAAAAUCUCUCCUUUGCACAUUUGCAAGUCCAUACCUCCCAGUCCCCCUUUUAACUUUUUAUGGAUUCUACUAGAAUGUAUUUGGAACGACAUCAGUAUUUAAUAUUUAGUGUAUGAAUUUUUAACUCACGUCAAAGGGUAUGUGUGUCUGGCAGGUCCUGGUGUGUGCGGCUGUUGUUGAUGUGUGGGUGUGUAUGUGUGUGGGCGUGUGGAAUAGAAAGAGACUCUCAGGGGUCCAACUCAGAAGAUACUGAAGUUGUUUGUCUAAAACUAUAUAGAUCCUGUGGUCAUCUCAUCAUCUAGCUAACCAGGAAAGCAUUCUGAGGAUCAGGAAGUAAAGGGAAGCUCCAGUGUGGUCUAGUGUACUGUGGUACACUAUUGUGUUUGUAGCAUACGGUCGACUAUGCCAGCCAAUAAUAAUUCCCCUGCUCUUAGCAAAAGAACACAGGCCAUGUUUACUCGUGUAUAAUGCAAACUAACGUGCAGGUUCUUCUGGGGUGGUUGACCUCAGGCUACACAUACAACGAUAGACCAUAUUCAUGCCUGGCUUUAACAUGCGUCCUGGAUGAUCCGAGCACAAAAGUACAGGUGUGAACGAGAAGGCAGCAUAAUCCAAUUACUCAAAACAUGUUCAGAGGUGGUCACAGACACAUGUGACCAUAGUAUUAUUGUAGUGUGAAUGGCAACGCGUUAAUACUUACAAACGCGAGAAUACACCAGCCACCGUCUGACAGAGUUAGCUGAGAAUGCUACAACAACAAGUUAAUUAAUAAUGGCAAUCCUGUUGGCUGGGGAUCAAGCGACACUAGCUGCCACAGUUUGAUUUGGGUUAAGGACUCUUAAGGUGUUCUCACACCAGAACUAUUUGUUUUGGUUAAAAGUAAAUCUGGUUCAUUUGUACCCUUAGUGCGGAAAGAUGUGUGAAAACAGUAAUCGCACUUGUGUGCAGAUCAAAACAACCGUAGCGAAAUCAACUAGUGCAGGUGGUCUCGGUCCGGUCCCAAAUGAAAUCUGGAGCGGUUUACUUGUGCCGACAAUGUGUUCCAGUCUUGAUGCGACCCAGCUAUCAAAAAUACUCCUUUUAUUGGAGCUAAACUGCUUGACGCAGUUUAAUCUGAUAUAUAUUAGCCAGAUAACGCUAAUUACCACAGCUAUGGAAAAAAUGCUGUCUGCUCCAUGCUGUUUACAAGGGCAGUGUAUGCUGCGUUCACUGCUCACUGCACUGUGUACGUCUGUGCUGCACGUCCCAUUGACAACACUGUGUUCAAAAGCGCAGCAGCAAAUUUUCAGUGUUAAAGCAGCUUUAUACUACACAGAUAUACACGCUAGAACACAGAAUCUUCUUGCUAUAUUUACUUUCUUGCUCCUGCACUAAAAAGCUCUGACCCAUCAGAGGAGACAACAUGCUCACGUGGUUUACUGGUGCCCAUUUUGGUGCGUUUAGGUGUAUACCUGUGUGAAACUAAACCAAACAGAGAAAAAAACGCUACAAGUUAAAGAACUCAUCAACUGAUCCAGACCAUAGAAAUGAACUACAGGUGUAAAAAUGUACUUACUUACUGAAACUGGUCCGCCUCCAGCAGAAAUGAUACCUCAAGAAAUCUUAUAAUUCUUAUGAUUGGAUCACCCAAAACGGAUGCUAAUGCCAAGUGUGAACAGGGUUGAUACAAGGUAGCCAAUUAUUUAAGAAAUAGAGUUGUUGCUGACCCCUCUCAGAUUCAGUAGUUGAAACUAGGAGAAAACGGCUCAGGCCCGACCGCCCCUGCCUCAUCUUUUCCGUUCAUUUCCAUGUCAUGUUCAGCAAACAGUGUCCUCUUCAGCACCACAUUGACAACAUUGAUUCCGUUAGCAAUCCCAUUUGCACUCCAUAUACACUCUGUCCUCGUCCUGAUUCCUGUGUAGGCCUACAGGGUCCAGGCUUCUCCAGGGCCCAUGGAAGAUUUGGCAUCCUGACUGUGUUUGUUUCAAGUCUAAGCAUGUCUGACACAAACAGCAUUUAUAAUGUAUAUUGCCCUGUAAUCAAUGAAGAAUAAAAAUGAUGUCCUCCCGAAAA
This is a messenger RNA of Astyanax mexicanus (Mexican tetra), 13821 nucleotides long. It is a transcript of the gene cdkl5, whose product is annotated as cyclin-dependent kinase-like 5. Gene Ontology annotation, cellular component: dendrite cytoplasm; nucleus. Gene Ontology annotation, molecular function: protein kinase activity; ATP binding. Gene Ontology annotation, biological process: protein phosphorylation; regulation of dendrite development; positive regulation of axon extension. The transcript is spliced from 20 exons. Lineage: Eukaryota; Metazoa; Chordata; Actinopteri; Characiformes; Acestrorhamphidae. The coding region runs from base 361 to 3627 and encodes 1088 amino acids. The record is from RefSeq and is a predicted model, not a curated record.